GGAACGAGAUAUCGAAAUAAAUUUACGAUUUCUUCAUUAUCCCGUAUUGAUAAAGCUUGGUUUAUGUUUUUCACCUCCAACACCUGUCGAUUCUACAAAUACAGAGCAUAAAAAAUCAAAAGCUACAUAUUUUCCAUUAGUCAAUAUUCAAUAUGAUAUUUUAGAUUUUAUAAAGCCAUGCCCUGAAAGCAUUCUUCAACGAAUGCAGCAGGAACGGCAUUUUGCUAUCUAUCCUUCAGUACCUAAUUUUAUUGCACCUUUAGAAGGUGAUUUUUUUGCAACAAAAUUUGACUUUAAAAAAACUUUAGAAACUUUGAUCAAUGUAUCCGGUAGUGACAAAGAAAGAGAGGAAGCUCCAAUUACCGAUUUUAUAUCUUCGCUAAACUUGAACACGGCGAUUAUCAAGUUUUUCUUAAGGGCAAGUAGCAAUUCUUCAACCUCUAUGACUAGUCAAAAUGAAACAUUCGAUGAGACUUGCAUUGAUGGUACAUGGAAAAAGUGUUUGUCGGUGCUCCUUGGAGAAAAUAUUGAAACGUCGGAUCUUCAAGAGAUCAUAAAGACCGCAGAUCAUGCAAUUUUUAUAACUCCUUUGAAUCUUGAACCUGUUAUCCUAAAUUUAAAGAAAUUGGAUGAAUGUGAAAUUUCCAACCUUAUUCCACAAAAUUCUAUAGGUGUUGAACUAAAAAUAACAACCAAUUCUCCAGAAACUUUGUUAUUUGUUGAAGAAGCUUUGCUGGGGCGACUUGACGACUUUUCUACCAACACUACCAGUUCUGCUAACAAGAUGGAUGUUGGUGAGACCGUUCGACUUACAUUAUCUCAAAAAGUCAAAGAACAAUUGAUUAAUCUUAAAACUGAUC
Racocetra persica is the source of this 860-nucleotide messenger RNA. Lineage: Eukaryota; Fungi; Glomeromycota; Glomeromycetes; Diversisporales; Gigasporaceae. The record is from the annotation of a GenBank genome assembly.